CAUCAAAAAAGUGAGACAACGAAUUUCUUAUGAUUCAUAUCAACGCUUUGUCGAAUAAUUCCUACACAAUACGCGUUCUCCUGCAUUACAUCAUAAGUAAAACCGGACAAGGAACUCAAUAAGAACGUCACGAAUUAAUAUACGUAUUUACUCUGGAUCGCGGGUGUUUACAUUUCUCGCAAACCAUCACCUUGCUUAGUAUCGUCCGGUGACGAAAAGUACGUGUAUCGAGCACGGGACCAUAUCUUAUAACUAGACGUAAAUUGGCUUCACUUUAGAAGAUUAGCCAGAAGUUUUGUGCCAUGGAGAGAAUUUGCUGUAUGGGCCUAACGUUGGCCAGUAGAAUAAUUGGAAUGAUUGGCUUGACAUCUUCCAUUCUUCUGAUAAAUGUUCUGGUCAGUGAUUUCUUUAGUAACCAAGAAGAAAACUUUUUUGCGUCCGCUAUCGACUCUUGGAUAUUAUUCGGAUUGAAUUGGACCCAACUAGUAAAGAAUUCCGAGUUCAACAGACCAACUGACUCCAUUUUGUUGUGUUUUCUUAUAUACUCCUUGGCUUUCCUAUGUGCGAGUGGAUUGCUCAUCUUAGGAUCGAUUUACAAAAAAAGAUUUUACGCGAUGCCUUGGCUCUUCCUGGAACUUAUCAGUAUUACAGAUCAAUUUGUAGCACUUAUUGUACUAUUGACACAGGACAUUGAUAGUGAACUUUUUGAUAGUUAUCCCUGGUAUACACCACUCUCCAGUUUAUGUUUGCUAAUAAGCGUAUACUUUUGGAUGACGGUGUACAACGCUCAAAAAGAAUGGUAUUUGAAUUCAAUCAAUUCAAGAUGGAACAGUGAUCCCAAUUGCAUCUCCACAGUAACGGUAAUCAAUACGCCAAAGACGCCAUCGGUUCUAGCACAAAAUUUUUCAUUAUUCGAAUCGCCAUUGCCACCUGUGCUGCCAAAAUACGAUGAGCUCUGAAACGAGCAGUUCCUACAAUAUUAGGUACAGGUAAACAAAAGAAUGAGAAUGUUUCGAUUUCAUUUAACAAUUCAGAGUAUUAAUAUCGCAUUUAUUUGUAAUAAUUAUAUUUUAGAUCUGACAAUAUAAUUCAUCGAGCCAAUUAAGUAUUGUAUUCAUAUCUAUUAGUUUAUGUGAAAGCCAAAUAAAGAAAGUAUUUCUGUAUGA
Cephus cinctus (wheat stem sawfly) is the source of this 1166-nucleotide messenger RNA. RefSeq lists its product as uncharacterized. NCBI's taxonomy places the organism in Eukaryota, Metazoa, Arthropoda, Insecta, Hymenoptera, Cephidae. The record is from RefSeq and is a predicted model, not a curated record. The transcript has 5 exons. The coding region runs from base 303 to 959 and encodes 218 amino acids.